Messenger RNA from Melozone crissalis (California towhee), 1936 nucleotides. RefSeq names its product cell death inducing p53 target 1 (gene CDIP1). Gene Ontology annotation, biological process: intrinsic apoptotic signaling pathway in response to DNA damage by p53 class mediator; tumor necrosis factor-mediated signaling pathway. Gene Ontology annotation, molecular function: zinc ion binding. Bases 967 to 1575 code for a protein of 202 amino acids. The transcript has 6 exons. The record is from RefSeq and is a predicted model, not a curated record. NCBI's taxonomy places the organism in Eukaryota, Metazoa, Chordata, Aves, Passeriformes, Passerellidae.
GUCAGCCCAUCCGGAGGCAGCACUGGAGAGAAUCCCAGAGGCGGCAGCAGGUCCUGCAGGCACUCCUCCCGCACUUAACCCUUCGUGGGAGCUGCAGAUGGAGCCUCCUUGUUUGAAGCAGGGAGGAUUUAGUGUCUGGUUUCUCUGAUAUCCAUGAGGAGGAGCUGCUGGAUGUGGUGAUUUGAAUCUCUGGCCAAGGACAGCUGAGCCGGGGCUGCGCUGUGGAGAUGAUCUGAUUGUGCUUUGGAUUUAAUGCCCUGGGAAAUCUUGCUUUGGAUGCAGCACCUGGCUGGCAGCGAGGAUCCUGCUCUGAGGUGGUUUGUGUGCUGGGUGAUGGUGGCACACAGAAGGUCACAGGAUUCGUGCAAGGUCCCCAGGUAAACACUGCAAUGGGGAAACUCCUCUGGAGAUCCAUGCACUGGAGAGCAGAGCAGGGAGCUCUGGCUCUCUGACAUACCUGCUUCAAAUGAUGAUAAACCUUCUUCUGCAGCAUUCCUUUUAAAGGAGAGCUGCUGGCCUGCCUUGCCAGCUGAGCUUUCUGUGCCUGCACUGAAGGAACAGCCUGAGCCUCCUGGAAGGAGCAAUUUUCUGCAGCUGAAAUCUUAGUGCAGAAGUGUGGAAGAAAUCUGCUGUUCUGAGAGCAGCCUGGCUGUUCCUGAACAGUGAGUUCAUGCUCCCUGGCCGUGACUUGGACUUGGGAAAAGGCAGCUGAGUUGCUCAGAAAAAGAACAGAGCUUUCCUUCAGUCCUUCACUGGGGUUUCUGUUUCCAUCGGCGCCGUGCAGAGCGUUGCAGCAUGCGCCCCCUUGCUGCCUUGGCUGAGAGCAGGAUGAGGAGUUGAGGAGGUGCUGCCAAGACCCAGUGGAAGAAGUCACCUUCCCAACUGCCCUGCUCAGAGGAGCUGCUUCUCUCAGCUGUCAAGGCCUCUGAGUGUUGCUGCAGGGAAGAGGACAGGGCUGCCUGAGCCAUGUCCAGCGAUCCCCCCCCUCCCUACCCGGGGGGCCCCUCGGCGCCGCUGAUAGAGGAGAAGCACGGCCCCCCCUCAGCACCAGAGGGUGUCACCCCAGUGGUGGGACAGCCCCAGGGGGUUCCUCUCCCCCCUCCCGAGUUCGGACCCCCCCCAUAUGAGCCCCCCUCGCAGCCGGGGUUCAUCCCCCCCCACAUGCCCACGGAUGGCUCUGGGCCCUACGUGCCACCAGCAGGAUAUUACCCACCCCCAGGCCCCCACCCCCCCAUGGGCUACUACCCUGCCCCAGGCCCCUACCCCUCUCCUGGUGGCCACACGGCCACAGUGCUGGUGCCCCCGGGAGCUGCCACCACGGUGACAGUGCUGCAGGGAGAGAUCUUCCAGGGAGCCCCUGUGCAGACUGUGUGUCCCCACUGCCAGCAAGCCAUCACCACCAAGAUCUCCUACGAGAUUGGGCUCAUGAGCUUCCUCCUGGGCUUCUUCUGCUGCUUCGUGGGGUGUGAUCUCUGCUGCUGCCUGAUCCCCUGCCUGUUCGAUGACUUCAAGGACGUGACACACACGUGUCCCAACUGCAAGGCCUACAUCUACACGUACAAGCGCAUGUGCUAACGGCACCCGGGAGCCUCUGGAACGCCGCCGGCCCCGCCCCGCUGCCGUCCGUCCAUCUGUCCGUCCGUCGGUCCGUCCCCGCGUGUGCAUCGCCCUCCCCUCGCUUCCCGCCGGUGGUGUGUGUGUGUGUUAUCCCCGGCUCCUCCCGCAGAGCUGCCAGCACUGCCCCGGCUCUGCUCCUCACCGGGAAUAGUUGGGUUGGUGACAUGGGGGCACGGGGGCGGUGUGGGAGCUGCCCUGCAGUGCACAGGCAGGGGGGGCAUCGCUCUGCACCCCGUUACACUGCAAGUGUGAGCGAGGCCCCCUCACCUGGAGCAGCUGCUGGAGGUGCCCAGCCCAGUCCCACAGUGCAGGGGGUGCC